AUGGAAAGUGACCGGCUUUCCUCGCCAACUGCGAGCACUCUAUCGUCGCUCUCGCAUUCAUUCGAUGUUUCAAAGUUUCUAAUGAAGAUGCGAGAGUUGAAAGGAACAUUUAGUGGUAGGGUUAAAUGGUCUGAUAGUUUAGAACCAGCUAACUGGAAGUCAUGUCAUCUCGAGAUCACAGAAGAAGGUUCUUUGAGACCCAUCCUACGUUCAACUGAUUCAACAGAGUUGGGCUCAUCUGAUACCUCAAACAACGUUAUUAUCAACCACUUACAGGAUUGUAAGCUGAAGUUGGUAGAAGAGCCCAGUAUUGGCUUACCAGUUAUCAAAGUGGCCACAGAAACCAGUACAGAUUAUUUUUGCGUAAGUGAUAAGGCCAAAUUUGAAAGUUUACUAUGCUCACUUAUUUGGUGGAGUGCUUUAAGGCCCAAGGGCAUUUUCAACAAGAUAUCAUUUGAGUCACCUCCUCUGAGAAAUAAUGACGAGGAACCUACUAACUUAUUGGUUUCUCAGCUCAUAAUAUUUGGUCCGCUACCGCCUAAAAGGCGCAUACCAGUAUUUAAACAGCUGACACGUCCAAACUUUUUAGAGAAAUCAAGUUCGGAUGAAGGAUGGUUUCCGGCCAUGGGUGUUCUGAAGUCGAAUGGGACUCUAGAUCUUCUUUUACAGAGCGAUGGUUCUUUGAUCUACACACUAGAUAUAACUAUCUUGACGAGAUCCGAAAUCCGUCUUCUAGACACAUCGCUACAAAAUGACAAUUACUUGUUCAUAGGAAAGUUACCAGUUCUGAGGCAAGAGUUUGAUUUACCAUGUGAACGAAAACUAAUUUUGAAUGGGCCCUUGAUAAAACAUCUCCCAGGAAUUAUCCUAAAGUUUUCUCUUCCAAUCGACGUGGAGGAUUGGCUCGUUUCACUGAAAUCAUUUGCUUUGGCGGAGUCUUUAUCUCUUACAGGUGCACACAACUCCAAUAAACUGCGGGUCUCUAACAGGUUCAGAAUUUCGAUUGUAGAAGGUGACUUUAAGGGGAUAAGAAAAUCAUUAAUUGGAGGCCCACCGAGCUUAUAUGUGGAACUGUCCAUGUGGGGGCAUACCUGGGGAAGAACUGCAAUGGUUCGAGACACAGAGACCCCCUUCUGGAGAGAGGAGUUUUCAUUCAAUGAGAACGUCAAAGUCAGCAAUGUACGAAUUACGCUGAAACAAAGAAACGCCAAUCCCAAUAAGGAAGACGAAACAGUGGGAUUCUUGAAUAUUACGCAGGAAUUGAUUAAUGAUACCAGUCUGAACAAAGAAACAAGAUUACCUGUGAUGGAUGCUAAGACGGGGCGUUUUAAGAUUGGCACCAUAUGCAUCAGGAUAAUCUCCAGCUUAAAAUUCAUUCUCCCGGCAUCUAAUUUUGGUAAAUUUGAGUCAGCGCUGACCCAAGUUUGUCCAGGUCAGGUUUUAUCUUUCAUCAAUGAUCUACCCCUCGGUGCGGAUAUGAAGUUCGAAGAUAUCUCUAGUGUAUUUCUGGACGUAUUUCAAAUACUUGGUAGAGAGGAUGACUGGUUCAGUGCUUUGAUAGAUAAAGAGCUGGCGGACGUUGAUGGGUCGAUCGCUAGAAACACCAAGAAUAACAAGAGUUCCACACACAUCUAUGGAACCUUGUUCAGAGGAAACUCUAUUCUUACUAGGUCUAUGGAAUCCUUUUUCAUCCGUGUCGGAAAGGAGUAUCUUGAUAAGUCCAUAGGUCCACCCCUGAGACAGAUUAUAGGAAGCGGGGAAGAUUGUGAAGUAGAUCCAAACCGAAUUCGGGAAGAUGACCCAGAGAAGAAAAAACUCAUAUUGGAAGCGAAUCACGUCAAGUUGUUGUAUUGGGUAGAAAAAAUAUGGAGCGCCAUAUACAAUACCAGCAACGAUAUACCCAUGCCAAUAAAAAACCAAAUGAGGACGCUCAGGAAAAAAUUAGAACUUAUGUGCAUAGAGGAUGAUGUUACCAGAAUAUUGAACUGCGUGUCUGGUAUGCUAUUCCUCAGAUUUUUUUGUCCAGUGAUCUUAAAUCCAAAACUGUUCAAUUUUGUUAGGAGCCAUUUGAAUGAGCGUUCAAGACGUACAGUAACGCUGAUAAGCAAAGUGCUAUUGAACCUUUCCAACUUGACGGUUUUUGCUAAUAAGGAACCAUACAUGGCAGGGAUGAAUUGUUUCAUCGAGGACCACAGAGAGGAGAUGCUAGACUAUACUGAUAAAGUCACACAGAAAAAAUUGGAUUUCUCAUCUAAAAAACUAAAGCUUGCAAGCUCUGUUGCAAGACCAAAAUUACUAAUGGAUGCGAAUGUUUUAGCAGAGCUUCCGACUAACCCUUACCUCAUAGACAGCUACCUACGAGAGACACAGAUUUUUGUCGCGUUCGCCAACUACACUAUCAAUAAAGAAGGCAAUAAAGGCGUUCCAAUCAGUGGUAGCUUGGAUCAUAUCUCGAAGAAUAUUACAAACAUCGAGAUCUCGUUGGAGGAGAAAAGAGCAGAAAUUGGGGAUUUAGAGUUUGAGAAAAUAACAACCAACAACGUUGAAGUUUUUGGUAAUGAUCUGCUCAAAUAUCUCGAGCAGGAUAGUGAUCAAGGAAACGAAAACACAACCCCAGUACUACAGUCAGAUGGCCCAGUGGACGCGAUAGAGCAGUUAGAAAGAGAAUCAAUUCUUCUCUUGCACAAAGUUGAGCGUCUGAAGCGUGCUCUUGUGGAUUAUGAGCAUCCAACAGAAAAUAUGGAGGAGAAGAUAAAAUACGGGCAAUUUCUAGCGGACAACACCUACUACACCAAGACAAUGGAUAUUGUCGUUGACACGCAGCGUCAAUUUGGGGAAGAUGAAGCGUUGAGCAAACUCUUCAGCUCGAACGAUGGUUACUCGCAUCUCUUGGAUACCGUUGUUCCACGGUUAAGCACACAGUCGAGUGGUUCUACAAAUAUCUCAUUCUCCGACGGGUCGGGUGGUCUGGGCAGGAAGCUAAGUUUCUUCAGGACCAACAAGACGACACGGGUCGCUAUCAGAGAUGGUGAAGAAAGAGAGACAAAAACAAGUUUUACAAAAUGGUUUAAACGGGUCAAAUAA
Molecule: messenger RNA, 3084 nt
Organism: Torulaspora delbrueckii
Lineage: Eukaryota; Fungi; Ascomycota; Saccharomycetes; Saccharomycetales; Saccharomycetaceae
Gene: BUD2
Product: GTPase-activating protein BUD2
Exons: 1
Coding region: 1-3084 (1027 amino acids)
Biological process (GO): regulation of GTPase activity
Source: RefSeq, a predicted model, not a curated record